AUGGCGUCGUUCUUCAAGUCGUUCUUGGCUGACCAGGAGGAGCUAGAGCAAGCUGAGCCUCUCAACUGGAAAUGGUUGUGUACACCUCGUGUUCCCUGCUCGAAGCCCACAAAACCGCCCCCCUUCUACAAGAUCAAGCAAGCGCUGCCAUGGACGAUUGCAAUCAUCAUGGGAUUCCAGCAUGCUCUUGCCAUGAUAGGAGGCAUUGUUUCAGUGCCCCUGCUGCUCGCAGGUCCGUUCGAUGGGAAGAUGAAGAUAGAAGAGAAGGAAUACCUCAUCUCCUGCGGCCUCAUCGCAUCGGGCAUCUUGUCUCUGAUCCAGAUCACUCAGUUCAAGCUUGGAAACACAGGCUACUACCUAGGCACAGGGAUGAUCUCGGUGCUAGGAACUUCUUUCACCUUCGUCCCCAUUGCCCGCUCCUCCAUGGCUUUCAUGAUGGCGUCAGACUCUAACAUGCAGUGCAACUCGGAUGCUGACUGCACCAGGGCGUGGGGAAAUAUUGCCGGGCUGUCCAUCCCUGGAGUGAGCAACCCGGGCCAGUGCAACGUCCUCACUAACCGCUGCAAGUACAGCGGGCAGGAGGCGUACGGAGCGUUCCUCGGAACCUCCAUGGUCUGUGCGUUCCUUGAGAUCUUCUUGAGCUUCGUCCCUCGUGCCCAGCUGAGAAGAGCCUUCCCGCCCAUUGUCACUGGAACCUGCGUGCUCCUCAUCGGGGUCGGGCUGACCGGGACUGGCAUGAAGUACUGGGGAGGAGGAGCUUUCUGCGCCGACAACUACCACAAGAGGAUGAGGGUCAUGAGGGGGCCAAACAUGGCGGGAGACUGGACGCAGAAGUAUCCCAGCAAGUCCCCAUGCUUGAAUGGGGCUUGCGUGCCCUUCAAGGGAGCGCUCGGAGGAAUCUGCUCGUACGUGGCGCCCAAGUACGAUAAGGCAAAGAACCUGACGACCGGUGACGUCACGACCUGCGAGUCGUUCAUGGACCUGCCCGGGGUGUUCCCAGCUCAGGAUGACGUCAAAAUGUCUUACACCAAGUGCACCAACAACGGGCAGGUGGUGCUGCCCUUCGGGUCGCCGGAGUACGUCGGGCUCGGGUUUGCCGUGUUCCUGACGCUCAUCCUGAUCGAAGUGUUCGGGUCUCCCUUCCUCCGCAAUUGCGAGGUGGCGCUGGCGCUGCUAUUCGGCUUCUUCAUCGCUGGGGUCGCUUCCUACGACAACAACGGGGUGAAGCAGUGGUUCGUGACCCAGGACAGGAUCCAGAGCGCUCCUGGCAUCACGUUCCUCUGGGUAUACACCUUCCCUCUCUCCGUGUACGCCCCCGCCUUCAUCCCGCUACUCAUCUGCUACAUCAUCACCACCGUGGAGACUAUCGGAGACAUCACAGCGUCAGCGGAAGCCUCUAGGGUGGAGACGGAGGGAGAGGUCUUUGACAGCAGGGUGCAGGGGGGGCUGCUUGCCGACGGGCUGUGCUCGCUCAUCGCAUGCUUGUUCACGGCUCCUCCCAACACGACUUUCUCGCAGAACAACGGGGUGAUCGCACUGACGAGAUGUGCGAACAAGAGAGCCGGGUACUGCUGCUGCGGCUUCCUCCUCGCCUUCGGCGUCAUCGCCAAGAUAGCAGCUAUCAUCGCCUCCAUCCCCGACUGCGUGCUCGGCGGCAUGACGACUUUCCUCUUCGUCAACAUCGUCGUGUCCGGUAUCAAGAUCCUCGGGCCUGAGAUCGCCAAUCGCCGCAACCGCUUCAUCGUCUGCUCCUCCCUCGCCCUUGGCAUCGGAGUUGCCAUCGUCCCCCAGUGGGCGACCAAUGCGCUUGUCCAGGGAGGGUCCAGCACGACUGCCAAGUUGGCAAGGGACUCUCUUGUUAUCAUUCUCUCGACCCCCUACUGCUUCGGGACCCUCGCCGCCAUCUUCCUCAACGUCGUCAUCCCCUCGGACCAGGAUGACCUAGAGGAGGAGGCGGAGGAGGACCAGCUCGCGGCCCACAAGCUCGAGGACGGCAACGGCGACGGCAAAGGCGUGCAGAUGAUCGCGAUGACUGGCUCUUCUCCUGAUGCCUCGGACUUGCAUGCUCCUUCGGUAAGAUGA
This is a messenger RNA of Guillardia theta CCMP2712, 2082 nucleotides long. RefSeq lists its product as hypothetical. Gene Ontology annotation, molecular function: xanthine transmembrane transporter activity. Gene Ontology annotation, cellular component: membrane. Gene Ontology annotation, biological process: transmembrane transport; xanthine transport. The coding region runs from base 1 to 2082 and encodes 693 amino acids. The record is from RefSeq and is a predicted model, not a curated record. The transcript has 3 exons. Lineage: Eukaryota; Cryptophyceae; Pyrenomonadales; Geminigeraceae.